This is a messenger RNA of Sorghum bicolor (sorghum), 927 nucleotides long. RefSeq lists its product as uncharacterized. Bases 1 to 927 code for a protein of 308 amino acids. The transcript is spliced from 2 exons. The record is from RefSeq and is a predicted model, not a curated record. Lineage: Eukaryota; Viridiplantae; Streptophyta; Magnoliopsida; Poales; Poaceae.
AUGCUGGCGCCGGUGCCGCAGGAGACAUUCCUGUUCGCGGUGAGCAUCCACGAGAACAUCGCGAACCACGGGCGCGACAGAGAUAGAGGUGGUGGAGGCGGCCACGCACCUGGGCGCUGGCGGAGGCAUAUCGGAUGCGAGUGGGCGAGCACAACUGCAGCUGAAAAUGUAUACCCGGCUCUCUUCAGUCACUGCAAACUUCAGUCGGCCUCCGUCAAAGAAAUCAUUGAUGUUGGCAUUCAGAACACUAUGGUUCCUCGGCUAACAACAGCUGCUCAACAAGAACUGCGGGAUGCCCAGGACGCGAUAAUCAGCCUGCACCUAUCAGACCAAAGUGAUGUCAGGAAAUCGGUGUUCGAAAGACAAGAAUGCAGCCUGGACAGCGGUGCCAUUUACAAGAUGAUCAAGGCAAAAACCCAACCCUCUAGCCCCAAGGCCAAAGUCAUCUGGGAAUCAUACGCUCCUCCACGCGUCCAACUCUUCAUGUGGCUGUUAACUAGGGGCAGGAUCCAAUGCAGAACGGUUCUCUUCUCCAAAACCGUGGUUGACGACCCGACUUGUGAAAUUUGUCGGGCUUCUGAAGAAUCUGCAGACCACAUGGUUUGUGGGUGCAACCUCGCUGGUCAGCUGUGGCAGAGGCUGCAGAUUCAAGUAAACCCCGGGGACCUGGACAUCAUUCAUUCAUGGUCUCCACCACCAACCAUCCCGCGAGAGGCAUUCUCCUCCUUCCUGGCAAUUUGCUGCUGGCAACUAUGGAAAGCAAGAAACGCUUUCAUCUUCAGAACGGAUACUACCAGCGUUCAAGCACUACUCCUACAGUGCAAAAACGCCGCCAACCAGUGGGCCUUCAGACUUCCGGCAUCCAAGAGGCAUAUCGCACAGGCUUGGGCACUCGCCUUCCAGCGGGCGAGGCAGGGUGAAGGUUAA